Molecule: messenger RNA, 850 nt
Organism: Cladocopium goreaui
Lineage: Eukaryota; Dinophyceae; Suessiales; Symbiodiniaceae
Source: the annotation of a GenBank genome assembly
GUUGGACUCUAAUUUUCAUUGGAUGUGCUGUUUUGUCAUGCAACUUUGGUGCAUUUAGGUAAAGAACGUGGAAACGGUCAACCGAUGCAUUUGUGGAGAGCCCAUUUCACAAAUUUUGUCCUAUCGAUUUAUUUGCCGUUCUGCGCUAUGAUGUGUUACGGAAAUCAAACAACCGGAACCAAGGUCCAAAGAAGAAAACAAUGGACGUUCGGAGAGUCUUUUACUGCAUGUUCCCAAUUCCAAAAUUGGCUGAAAAGCUUCUUGGAAGGAGGGCUACGGUGAUUUGCGUGGAGGAGGCGCACUGGGACCUCAACAGGCGAAGACUUACUGUCCAUGGUCGAAAUGAGACUGGUCAAAGUGUACUGCGAAUUGAUGAAGUGUGUUGCUACACAGAGGUGGCACCUGGAAAGACCUUGUACACUCAAUCAGCUACGGUCAAGUACAAAAAGGGGCUUCUCAGUGGUUUGCUCACCCCAGUUGCGGCAGAAAUUCUGUCUGGUGUUUGCCAGAGGAACGCUCGAAGUGGCUUGUCAGCGAUGAUUGCAGGCUCUGAGCGUGAGCGAGCCACUUUGGCUGGGGAGGUCAUUCCGAUUCCUGUUGAUAGUGGAAGCUCGCAUUUGCCACUCUUGCUUAGUGGAGUAGUGGCUGCUUCUGCGCUUUUACUAUGGCGCUGUGUUCCUUAGCAGUGACAAGCUUGGAGCUAUCCCUGAAAGGACUCUGGUGCAUUGAGGCAGGACCAAGGUGAUUAUGCAGCUCCUAAGUUUGGUGGCUGCAACUAGCCGCGGCUCCUGCUCUGGCUUCUGUAGCAUUCAAGGUUGGGCGAGAACAUUGCUUGAUUUUUCUUUUGUUG